Molecule: messenger RNA, 450 nt
Organism: Helobdella robusta
Lineage: Eukaryota; Metazoa; Annelida; Clitellata; Rhynchobdellida; Glossiphoniidae
Exons: 5
Coding region: 1-450 (149 amino acids)
Molecular function (GO): carbohydrate binding
Source: RefSeq, a predicted model, not a curated record
AUGCAAUGCAAUCAUUGUUCGUGGGAAACAUUCAAUGGAACGUGUGCAAGUGGUGACGAGGUCAUUCUCAUCAGGUUGGCUCUCUACGGCAGAAUGAUGGCCGGGAAGUGCAUCACAUCCAAGUACGCCGAAGCAAUGGGCUGCAGAUCAGACGUCACAUACCACCUGGACGAGAAAUGCACAGGUCGACAGAACUGCAGCGUUCUUGUGGCGACGUUGGAUCAGCUGAGGCAGCCGUGCGCCAAAGAUUUCAAACUCUACCUUCAGAUCACUUACGAAUGCGUCAAAGUCUAUGGGGAAUUUAUUUUAUUAGCUGAGGCUUUAAAACUCUUAAAACUACAAAUUUACAUAAACUCUCACAUAUUCUUUCACAUAAGCUUUGUUCACACAUUAAGAAAAAUUGAUAUGUAUGCAUAUUUCACUGUAAGCACGUUGCCGUACGAAUCUUAA